AUGGAUGAAUUAGAUAUUCAAGAUAUUGAACUUGAGGCAUUAAUGAUGUAUGAUAAGCUCUUUGUUGAUAAAAUAUUCCAAAAUUGGUGUCAAAUAGAAAAGUUCAUAAAGAAAUAUGCUGCUACUAAAGGCUACGGAAUACAAAUUAAAGAAGAAGAAAGAACAGAUACAACAACUAAGCAA
Racocetra fulgida is the source of this 183-nucleotide messenger RNA. The record is from the annotation of a GenBank genome assembly. Lineage: Eukaryota; Fungi; Glomeromycota; Glomeromycetes; Diversisporales; Gigasporaceae.